AUGUUCAAUACGCUAACGCUCGCCAGAGCAGCUCCGAUUUUGCAAAGAGCCGUUGCCGUGUCAUCCACACGUUCGACUCCUCGCUCUUUUUCCACAUCAGCAUCCUCAUCCUCAGCAGCUCGCUCUCCGCGACGAUCUGCACGCUUCGCAUCACGCCCCGGAGCAGACAUGGUCGGUCCACCAGAUCCCAUCAGCAACCUUCGCCCAGUUCGAUACGGAUCAGCAUUCGAAGAGGUUUCCUCAUCCUCCUCCAGCAGCCCAUCAUCUCAGGCACUCGCCAUGUCCCAUCCGUACUCGCUGCAAGAGUUCACCACCUCUGGCGACUCGUGGUCACCAUCACGCAACGCCCGCACACCUUCGCUCUACUUCGAACGUCUCCUGUCCAAGCUCGAGGAAGCCGAACUUGCUCACAAGUUGCGCAUGGCAAGAGCAGACAACUUCAACCAGCGCUUCUGGCAGGACAACAACACCAGAUUCAUUCAAGCCCUUUCAGAAUUCCGUUCGAGGACGGGUUCGAGUAAGGCCGUUGCAACGCUUCCGAAGGCCGUCCAAGAGGUGAAUCAAGCGACGCAGGACAGCGAGCUGGAUCUCGACUCUGACUCGUUGGCCACCUUCUACUCGGCCUGGCUCAAGGCCAACUCGGCGAGGCAUAGAGCUUACAAUAGGCAGCUGUGGAGACAGACCUUCGGUGACUUGGCUCCUGCAGCGCGAUACCAGGCGUUGAGAGCGUGGGCCAAGAUGGUCGGCGCUGUCGAAAGGAGGCUCGGUCGCAUCAACUAG
Molecule: messenger RNA, 780 nt
Organism: Pseudozyma hubeiensis SY62
Lineage: Eukaryota; Fungi; Basidiomycota; Ustilaginomycetes; Ustilaginales; Ustilaginaceae
Exons: 1
Coding region: 1-780 (259 amino acids)
Biological process (GO): intrinsic apoptotic signaling pathway
Cellular component (GO): mitochondrion
Source: RefSeq, a predicted model, not a curated record